Molecule: messenger RNA, 11644 nt
Organism: Cherax quadricarinatus
Lineage: Eukaryota; Metazoa; Arthropoda; Malacostraca; Decapoda; Parastacidae
Source: RefSeq, a predicted model, not a curated record
AAGUAAAGAUCCCGUUUGCAGUAAAAUGGCUUUAUAUUUGCCUAUAUUGAUUAUUUUCUAGAUAAAGCAAAAAACAAAACCUAGUAUCAAAUGCUCCUCACUCAGUUGGCUCAGCGCUUCCGUGGUGAACACUCACGCCGCUCAGUCAUCUUCUCACAGCCACUACAUACAAACAUAUUAAUUACACCUCUCUCGACCCUUGUUUUUAACUUCUGGUCGGACAUAAACGCCGACAUUGCUGAUCAACCCGGAUUCUCAGAGCGUCAAGAUUUUGAUGAUAUCGACAGUGUUCAUCAUAAAACAAAAUCUCCGUUGCUUCACACACAGACAUCAACCCAGCACAGUACUGUGUGCUGGCAACAUUACGCUGUUUCGGUGACAAAGGAGAAACUGUAAAGUUAUGGUGUUUAUGAGACGUGUUGGCAUCGUGUUUGUGUGGUGGGUGAACGUCAGGAUGGCUCUGGUUCUGGGGGAACAACUUGACCCUGGCACCUCACUCUUCCCCAGAAACAGGGCCAAGAAUGAUUUCUUGCUUCGUCCUCGAAGCUUCGACAACUACGAGUCUCCUGUCCGCCUCGCAUACCCACAGACAGACAAGAAGACGGACGCGAAGUGGGUUGUGAUAGGUGGCAGCAACGUGGUGCCGGGAUCGGUGUACAGGGUGGCUGUGGAGGCACUCAGCACCUCUGAACCCCUGACCAUCAGAGCCGCCAUCGUUCACGCCGGAGAGCAGGUUGCCUCAGGCAAGGUCCUCCUUCAGUCGGGAGAAUUGUCUGAGAUCCUCCUUAAGGUUCCGGCCACCAGCGUGGCAGGUCAGUGGCAGCUGCGGGUGGUGGGACGGAAGGGCGUAACGUCAUUCUUCAAGCGUACUGUUAACCUCACAUUUCAGGCCAAGUUCCUCACCAUUCUCAUCCAGCCUUCGAGACCCGUCUACAACGCUGGUCAGACAGUGCGGUUUCGAGCCAUUUUACUGACCAGGGAUCUCAAGCCUUACGAUGAACCAGUGGACGUCUUCGUGCUGAGCCCCAGAGGAAAGAAGUUUAAAAGGUGGCCCAAAAGGGCAACGAGUCAUGGAGUGAUGAACCUCAAGUUUGAGCUCCCCAAGUAUCCUCUGGUGGGGAAAUGGAGGAUCAGGGUGAGGGCUGGCAGCCAAGUGGAGGACAAGCAUAUCAAAGUGGAGCAUUACUUCAGACCCAGGUUCGAGGUGUUUGUACGUCUUCCGCUGACCGUACAGACGUCGGCCGAGUACGUGGAGGGAGUAGUGGUUGCCAACAUGACCAACUGGGGAUACGUCAUCGGCAACUGCUCCAUCAAGUUGCAGUUCUCUCGUCACGACACGGAGAUCCCGGUCAACUUCACGGACGCCCACGAACAGUUCAUUGUUCCGUUCAAGGGUCACUACUCAUUCAGUCUGCCGCUGUGGAAGGUACGUCAGAAGUUAGGCAGCGACGACUUGACGGGCGUGAGUAUUCGCGUGUUGGCGGCCGUGGGGGAAUCCUUCGGUUGGUGGGUGCAGGAGGGGUGGGCGGUAGCCAGGAUGGUGAAGGAGGAGGCCAAGAUUACCUUCCUUGGAGACCAACCGCUCAUCUUCAGACCCGGCAUGCCAAUCACCGUCCAUGUCUUCGCGUCAUACAAGGAUGACCACCCUCUGGGAAACGAAGAGCUGGCAAACGCACGGGUCAGCCUGUCCUUAAGUACUUCUGGACGUAGCUCACAGGUUGAUAGUGUUGAGUUAUCGGGGCAGACUCUGCUGGAGGGCUUGGGCGUGGCCCAUAUUACUUUCGACUUACCAGAAGACACUCAGGCGCUCAAGAUGGACGCCAGGUUGGUGACCAGCAGUGGUAUGACAGCAACAGCCACAAUGGUGGGGGCGCUGCAUCACUCGCCCAGAAACCGUCACCUACAGAUUGAGACAUCUACUAUCAACGCCACACCAGGAGAAUUCAUCAUAUUUCAUGUCCGAAACAACUUCUACAUUGAUCACUUCAACUACGUGGUGUUGGCCCAAGGUGUGGUGAUAUACAACGGGAGAGAACCUGUCAAGGAUAAAACGCUUUCCACAGUCACCACCUUCUCCCUGCCGGCCUCCACAGAGAUGACCCCAGCUGUAAACAUCGUUGUCUGGGUGGUGACACAAGAUGGACAGCUCGUUUCUCACGCCCUCGUUGUCCCCGUUAAUCCUCUGGGACGACACAAGGUUGGCAUCCGGUGGAAUGAGCACAAAGACCACACAGGUGGAUCGUCGGAGAUGAAGAUGCUUGGAGAGGCAGGAGCGUUCUUCGCCGUGUCCGCAAUCUGGGAGGAGACACAUCACAUGGACGCCGGUCACGAACUGGAUGCCGCCAGGGUCCUUCACCACAUGCUGGAUUUGGAGAAGAACGACACUGUGUAUGAAGGACGAGCGAACGUUUCCGUACCUCACCUUCGCCGUGCUGCUACUAGGUCCAGGGACGGUAACGGGGCUAAGGUACUCCUCUUUCCUACAACGAUGGCCGGGCCUGAUGCACCCUCCACGUUUACUUUCAGCCAUCUUAUUGUGCUGACUGAUGCUGACCUCUUCUACCACCCACAUCACGCCUCAGCGACUCCGGACUGUGGCGAGUGGGAGUUUAAGUGUCUUACUGGUGGCUGCUACAGCCACAAGCAACGCUGCGACACUCGCCAUGACUGUCUUGACCACUCAGACGAGGCCGGCUGUCCUGUUGUCGUGGAUCCUCUUCGAGAAUACCGCAUCAUGCGCUUGAGUCGCCUUCACCGCUUCUAUGACCCUGAAAAAGGUGACUGGGCCUGGCAGGAUUUACGCCGAGUAGGGCGAGAGAUCCGGGUGUUUACCUUCCCCAAGAGACCUCAAACGUGGGUGGUAUCCAUGUUCGCAGUAGGGAAAAAGACCGGGCUGGGCAUCAUGGAGGAGAAAAUUCAGUUUGAUUCUGCUGGGCCGUUCCUGUUGACGUUGGAGGGACCGAAGGUGGCGCGCCAGUUUGAGCAAGUAGGACUACGGGCCUGCGUGUUCAACUUCCACUCCAAAAAAGUGGGUAUACUGAUAACUCUGAAACAGUCCGAUGAUUACCGCUCCGUCCUGGUGGAGAAGAAUGGCGUGGUCACCUCAUAUAAGCCCAGGACGGCAACCGGCGACCAUCAACAUUUAGUAUGGCUGGAUCCUGGGGAGUCACGGGACGUGCACAUCCCCAUUAUAUUCACACGGACGGGCAAGAUUGAGGUCACUGUGAAAGGCUCCACUAUCAUGCAGAAAGAUUCUGAAACAAUCAUCAUUGACGUAACUACAGAGGGGGUGAAAAUAGUGAAGCACACGUCCAUCCUGCUGGAUCUCAAGAACCGAGCGCUCGUGUAUGACUUCCUGGACAUCUUACUAGAUGAGUCGCCCAUCAUACCUUACUCUCUUAAGCGACGGUACAUCUACGAAACACCAACUGGUCACAUCUCUGUCACUGGUGACGUGGUAGGGCCAGCGUUUCCGGAGAUGCCGGUGGGAAGUGACUCCCUGCUGGGGCUGGAGGUGAUGGGGGCGGAGACGUCUGCCUUCAACUUUGCAGCUAAUAUCUGGACACUUCACUACCUCCGUCUCUCAAACCAGCUUAUUCAGGGACUUUCGUAUCAGGUUCUGACAGCAGUGAAUGUGCAUUAUGCGGCUCUCGCCCGUUACCAGGACGAGGAUGGUGCGUUCAGGAUGUGGCCUGACUCUGAGCCCAGUGUGUGGCUCACCGCUCAUGUCCUCAAGACUCUCUGGCUAGCCAGCUUCCAGGAUUGGGAGAACCUGAUCUACAUCGACCCAGAGAUGAUCAACACAUCUGCGAAGUGGUUGCUGCGUUACCAGACCCCGACCGGUGCUUUCACCGAGACCUCCAAUUACACCCAUCCACUCGACUCCAAGAGCAACCCCACGCCGUCUUAUAGACUGGAGAGGGAAGGCUACAAGAACGUGUCACUGACAGCGAAGGUGGUUCUCACUCUCGUGGAUAUACUUCCUGGCCUCCAAGGAAGCACAAGGAUCAAGGUCAACAUUGCCAAGACCAGCGCUAUUGCGUACCUAGAGAGGGAGCUAGAGAGCUUGGACGACCCCUACGACGUAGCACUGGUGGCCUGGGCGCUCUCCAAGGCUGAUUCUACCAAGAAGGAAACUGCCUUCAACUUACUAGACUCCAUGAAGCGGGUGGAUAACAGCAAGAUUUACUGGUCACGCGAGCCGCUGAGCUUCAACCCUAAGGUGUAUGAGGACAGUCAGAAGCCUUUCCUCCAGCCCAAGAAUGACCAGAAGUGGGACGCUCACGCAGUGGAAACCACCUCCUAUGCCUUACUGGUGUAUCUUGCCAGGGAGGGCAUCGGCUUCAUCCAGGAAAACAUCGUCAGGUUCCUCGCCGUCAUGAGGGAGAAUGACGGAGGACAUAUCUCUACCCUGGACAGCAUAGCGGCGCUGGAGGCGCUGGUGGAGUACUCAUACCGUGCGCGACUACGUGAUGUGACGGACAUGAGGGUCACUCUGGAACACCCAGCUAACAACUACACAGUCGAUGUCUACCUCGACAAUUCCCUCGACCUCGCAACCAUGAGGUCCUACGAUCUGCAGAACAUCUGGGGACACAUUAAUAUCGUAGGGCAUGGCUCUGGACAGGCCCUUGUUCAACUUGAAUAUAGCUAUGGUGUGGAUUACGAACCCUUGCUUGACUACCCACCCGUAAAUGCCUUCGACUUCACCAUUGUUUCCAAGUUCUCAGGAAGGAAUAAUUCCUACCUAGAGAUCACCACCUGCCAGAGAUGGACGUACACGGAGGAGGCAGCGACCAGUGGUGUUGCUGUGGUGGAGGUGCACCUUCCCUCUGGCUACUACGUUAUGCAGGACUACCUCAUUCACCUGGUCAACUCACGCACCGUCAGGAACCUCCGAUGGGCGCUCAGGACGGACACCCAAGUCAAGUUCUUCUUUAACCACCUGGACACCAAUGAGACAUGUCUAACGUACGAGAUCGAGCGGUGGCACCCGGUGGCUAACCAUUCCCGUUACAACAUGGCCAGAGUUUACGACCUCUACCAGCCAGAGCGCUUCAACAUGACCCUCAUGGAGGUGUACCCGCUCUACGAUCUCGACCUGUGCGAAGUGUGUGGCUCUUACCAGUGUCCGUACUGUCCAUUCUACAACAGAGGGCCAAUCGUUCCCAGCAUGCACCUCACCAUCCAUUUGGCCCUGGCCCUCACUCUGAUCUUAACAAGAACUGUCUACUGCUGAUACCUUUAAUGUCCGGGUAUCGACUGUGCAACCACUAGCAACCUCCAGUCAUCCGUCUGUCCGUCCAUAAAGCUCGCUCGCUCUCUCUCUCUCUCUCUCUCUUUCUCUCUCUCUCUCUCUAAUAUUUUACAGUAGACAAGAAUGGUAGAUAUUUUAGUGUUUUAAUAAAUUACAAAUGAGCGAGUGAAAGAAUAGAACUUAGAAAUUAAAGAAUUUCGUCUAAAGCAUAAAACAUUCUUCUCUAUUAAUUAUUUUGCAUGUUUGACAAUAAGAGUGCAUGAAAUUAUCCUGUAUAUAUAUAUAUAUAUAUAUAUAUUUUUUUUUUUCAACAAGUUGGUCGUCUCCCACCGAGGCAGGGUGACCCAAAAAAGAAAGAAAAUCCCCAAAAAGAAAAUACUUUCAUCAUCAUUCAACACUUUCACCACACUCACACAUUAUCACUGCUUUUGCAGAGGUGCUCAGAAUACAACAGUUUAGAAGCAUAUACGUAUAAAGAUACACAACAUAUCCCUCCAAACUGCCAAUAAAUAUAUAUAUAUAUAUAUAUAUAUAUAUAUAUAUAUAUAUAUAUAUAUAUAUAUAUAUAUGUUUGUGUUCUUUUCUAUUCAUUUAUGUACUCGUAGAUAUAUACAUUUUUAUUCUUGUUAAUAUAUUUGUGUAUUUGUAUUUAUAUUUUGAAAACUUAGGAGGUUAUUUCGUUCCUAUAAAAGCUUUGUUUGUCAGUUUAGGUUAAGAUUGACUUUACUUAUUUUUAAAUCGUUGUAUUUACGGAAGAAAGUAUAAAACUAAGAAAUUCUUAUGUUAUAAGAGUCUAUCGGUAUGUUUUAGUACCUUCAGUAGGAUAUAUACACCAGAACACGUGUCUCUCAGCUUAUAUAUAUAUACAGUGAGAGGCAUAUAUCCCUUAGUUUAUAUACACCUAGAGUUGUGUAUCAUUGUUUAUACACAGAGGUAUUUAUUUCUCAGUGUAUACUGACCGAGAUGUUUGUAUCUCUCAGUGUAAAUUCAUUAAGAAUUUAGUUUAAUCUCUCGUGUGGAACUAAAGUAUUCUUGACUGGUAGUGAACAGGUUACACGCAGCCUUGACUCAAUGACCCUUGCUUAAUAGAAUGGGUUUAAACCUAAUUUCCCUGACACUUUAAUGCCACUCUCUUUAUAAAAAAAGACAGAACAAGGAUGCUUAACAUUAUAAAAGACUUGAUAACAAGCACUGAAGUGUUUAUUCAUAAAUAACACUAAAUUCUUGCCUGGAACCAAGUGCGAGAGAUCUGAAAAAUUACUGGUGAUAUUGAGUGGAAGCUUUAGGUAUAUGAAAUUCUUCCAGAGGGUGCCUUUAUGCAAAGAAAGAGCUCUUCGUCCAAGAAAUUGGAGUUACCCUUCUCAUAUAUUAUAGUCAAACUUGUCUCCCAUUUAUUAGGUACUCUGUAACCCCUGCGAUUUUCACACUUAUAAAAAUAUUAAUAAGAACAUACUUAUAGAUUUAGAAUGUUAUAGUGAACUGCAAGAAUAUUUUGUGCAGUUUCAGCGCUGUUAAGAUGUUAACGGUAAUGGAGUCCGUUUUUAGUAUUUCUUUUUUCUUUUAGUACUUCUUUGUAUGAGGAUCUACGAUCCUCACUUUCUCGAAUUUGAAAUCUCCACUACUCAGCUCGUUUCUCUCAUUGUCCUUUCGAUUUCAGAAACUUUCCGAACUCUUGUGCUAAACGGGCCUUUUGUCCUACCCUAAACUCACUUCUCUUCUGAAAUCUCUGCUUUUUUUAUUCCCCACUUUUCCACUCUUCAUAAUCUUAACAGCAUUCAUAACAUGACUAGACCUUUGCCUCCUCCUUUCGUUUGCAUAUGUCUUCUGCAUCUUGUUUGCCUUCCCUGCCUUCUGAAUAUCCUCGUUCUUGCUUUCUUCCCUUCCAAGUUUGAGCCAGUUAGCCCAACUGCUGUUUUUUUUAUACCCUUUGGGACAGGUGUUGGAGAGUUGAGUUACUUCAUUCUCCACCACUGUAAAAUGUAAUUUACUCUUAUUGCUCUGUCACUAGGCUUUCCCACUGUGGAACAAUAGAUCUCUUGCAGGGCUCUUAUGUUCUUUUUCUCUUUUGUACUACUACUAAUACUGCUAUUCCUCCUAUUACACACAUCAAUUUUUGCAGCCACGGUAUUCUAUUACAAUUUUUAUCCUGGCCAUUCUGUAGUUUUCUAAUUCUCAUCGGAUAUAAUUUUACUUCUAAUUUACAGUCACUAUUUAUUCCUCGUUUAUUAAUAAUGAAAGUUGUGUGAAACUCUGAGGUCUUACUGAAGUCCAUAUACAUACACAAAACUAUUUGUAUCUUAGCCUCGAAAAUCAUAGUGUGGAAGGCCUUUUUUUUUUUUUGUAAAAUCAUGCAGACAUGGAUCAAAUUAUAUCGUUCAUAAUGGCUUAGUAAUAUAUCAGCAAUUAUUUAUACAUCAACUUUUCCCACAGCUGAGGUUAGGCUGUCUGGUCUAUCAAUUGAAGCUAAGGAUCUAUCGCUUACUUUCUUUCUGGCUAUAUCAUAUAGCAUUAUCCAGUUACCCGAUGACAAGAUACCCGUUUGUAGUGAUCUCUUGAAGAAACUAGCUAAUACUUUGUUAAAUUCCUCCUUACUUUCCUUUAUAACACUUAAAAUAGUACAUCGUAGCCCGGUGAUGCUAUUGGUUCAGUGUAUUGAGUUGUCUAAGAACAGAUCAAUUAUGAAUUUGAUUGUGCAUACUUUAUUAUCGCCCUGACCUGUAUAAUAAUUGUGUUUUGUGGUGUCAUUAGUAUCCUCUUGUGUUAAAACAGAGGAAAAAUUGUCAAAAUUGGUUCACAUAUCUUUUUCUCUAAGAGUAUGCUAACCUGAGUUAUAUUUCAGUUGGUGUAUCUUUACCCUAAUCCUAUUCCUCUAUACCUAAAAGAAACCCUUUGGACUGGUCUUUGAUUAUCUUGCAGCCUUAGAUUUAUAUUCUCCCCUGUCUUUCCUUAUUCCUUUUCUUGACUUCUCUCUUAAAUUGAACUUACUGGUCAAUAUGGUGAUAUUCUGCUCUUUUCAUUAACCUACAAAUGCCUUUCUUUUUACACUGACCGCGGGUUCAAAUCCCGCCCAGUGGUAUGGUUUGAUGGGCAGCUUCUAUAACACUUUGGAAAAUUUCAUAUUAGUCACCAGCACCACCAUCCAUCCGGCCUCCUUAACGAUCAUCACCAGGCAGGUUACUCCAGUCUUCACUAUUCUAUGUAAUCCUUAUCGUAAAUUUAAUCUGAAGCAAAAAAAAAAAAAUGAGCGCCUUAAUAAUUUUGCUGUGGAUAUUACGCUAAUUGACUGGGACACUGAAACUAAAUGAUUUGUGAUCUCUUUCCUCACCAUCUUUAUUAACCUUAAUAUUGUUUAGCAGAGAUUUGUAGUUUGCCUGAACCAAGUUAGAUGGAUUGUUUUCUCUAGUUGUCACUGACAAACUGUUUUAAAGGCAGCCCUGGACUAUUUUCACAAAGAUAUUAAUUUGAGAUUUCUAGUCAAAUUGGUGCAGUUCUGAUGCCUUGACAGUUUCCCAUCAAAGAAAUUUACCUAGGUUACUAUGUAGGCUUUGGGUCUAUAGUUUACACCUGAUAUUAGCUUUUCAUGCUCUUCGUGCAACUGUUGCCAAAGGCCACGUUCCUUCCUUCCGCAAUUAUAUUGUUUCUGGUGCAACAUCUAAGAUUUUCCACUACCGUACGUAACUCCUUUCCUGUUGAGUCUGUUAGUGUGAAAAAAUUAUACUCCUGUAGGUAGUAUUCGGCAGACAUAUUCUUAUUUUUCAGCUUAGUCCAUCUCUCGGUUAUUGCAGUAUUAUAAUGCUUCUUGCACAAGUCUUAGAGCAUCUAUUUUAUUUCUUGUUCUCCGGCUAAAGUAGAUAAGGUCAUUUUCUCCUCGCUUCCCUCCAUUAUUUGUAGUCUACUUUAUUGUUUUUAUCAGUUGUAUUAGCUAUCCUGUUUUCUGAAAGUUUUCCUGAUGUAUCCUGGCAAUAUUUUGUUCCUUCAGUCUAUAGUACUGUACCUCCUUUGUUUUACUCACUCACUCAGUUUAAAGUCUUAUACAGUUUAGCAACGUCUGCUUUGACUGAAUUUUCGACAGUUUCACUAAUGGCACAAAAAAAAAGAUGCCCCAUCCCUGGCAUUUAUUUUAUAUGCCUUAGAAUUUUUCCCAGCUGUUAAUGAAUGGAAUUCAUGUUCCUUGCAGUACCUCUCUUGAUAGCAAUAUACACAAAUUGCGAAGACAUCAUUCACUGCACAAUCCUCUUCUGGGCAAAAUGCUUCAAAUUAUCUGUAUCCCAUCCUUUGUCCUGUAUUUUAUAACAUCAUUGCAUCUAGUGCUGAGUCAGGUAAUGAAGUUGUUCCCAUUUCCUGAUCUGACAUUAUCUAAACUAUUACCUACAUCACCUAUACUUCCUCCAUGGAAACUCUCUCUUGCCUUCUUAUUCCUGUUGAAGAAUGCUCUAUCUAUAUUAAUUUGAGAUUCUCCAACAACACAAAUGUCCUUGUCAAUAACUGUGCUCUCGUUCUUUAGAACAACAUGGAAGCUAUUUCUGACACAACGAACUCGACAUAAUUUGUGAAACAUCAUCUAGCUAUUGACACAGCAUCUGUAGACUUGUUCAUUUGUAAUUUAAGAGCACAAAAUUAAGCACUUCGUCGAUAGCAGUUGGAGUCUUAUAAGAAGUUAUCCUGAGCUCCCUUCUUUUCCUCUAUGUAAAUAUGCACAUUGUUAUACUAUAUAUAUUCUUACCACACGUUGACCUCAAUGCUCUCUCAGUGCCAGGUAAAGUGCGCACUCAGCGCCAGGUAAUGAUAUUGAGUAUAUAGCUAAAACAUUAUCUAAGUUAGUCAUGUAUGGAAUAAUUAAUAGAUUACAAACUGUUUCUACAUUUUGAAAAAAAAAAUCAUGUUUAGAUAAAAUUCUUAAGAGAAUAAAUAAUUUACCUUGAUCUAGGUGUAACAGUAUUAAUCUCAAAAAUAAAAUCUGUAAAAUAACAAGACUAUCAUUGGAUGCUAGUGUCUGAGGAUAACUCACCUUGAUCCUCUUUAGACAUGCUUAGGCUUUGACAGUGUCUAGAUAACGGUGAGGGUGCCGUUGAUAAUAGGAGUUGAACCUGUACCUCCCCUCCCUUUCUUGGCUAGAACCUGAUUGCCUUUUCAUUUCCCCAGACCUUAUAAGACUUCCACGGGUUUUUCGCUCUCCCAUGAAUGAAAUAUUACAUCUGAUAAUAUAUUUCUAUGUAGACUAAUGCUCAUCAUGGUACUCGAUUUUUACAAAAUUUUGUAAGACAAAUUAAUAUUUAUUCAGGAAAAUGAUAAUGUAUAUUUUGAACUUGUGUGCAUGUAAACAUGUGAUCCAGGAAGUACUACGAAUAUACUUGUACCCAAAAUAAAUAAAAAUAAAUACGGUAGUUAAAAUUAAAUCAUAUGUACACACUUACCAAUAAGCUAUACCUGGACUACCUAUGUUUGGGACUUGUUAUUCUACUAAAACGUAGAAUAGCAAGUCCUAAAACAUGAGGAACUGACUUUCGUUUUAGUGGACUUUUUAGUAUAGAACUGCGUAUAGUUGUUGCAAUUCUUUGUUGAAAAAAUGUAUCAGACAUUAUAGCAGGUAAUUUUUAUAUCAAUAAAAUUUGAUCUUGUGUACUUUCCGUGCAUUGUAACACUAUACUGGAGCAUUUAAUGUUGGUAUUAUUUUCCUGGUUGAAUUAUCUAUGUAUGCUCCAAUUAAUGAUUUUAUAUUAAUAAUAAAUGAUUUAUAUUUUACCUAGUCCUACAAGACUGACUUCGUAGUAACUUGCUCAGCUGGAAACUUUUGUUAUUUACGCAAUGCAAAUAAUUCUUACUAUUUUGCCCCCAUAAUUUUUAAGAAUUGUGAAUCGCUGUCAACAUUGUGAUAGGAAAAGAAUGCAACUUUGUAACACAAACUAUACACAGCCAGGCAUAAAGUACGUUCAUGCAUGAACCUAUAAAUGGUUAAAUAUCCUAACAUUAUCCAAGACAGAAGCUGCGUAAAGGAUGGAGACUUUUUUGUACUACUUAAUACAACACAACAAAUAGUCAAUUUGCAAUGAUUAACCUGUCAAACGAGAAAUUUGUCUUCGAGAUUUUAUUGAAUUUUAAUUCAUAUUUUUUAUUUGAGAAUAAUCAUUUAGACAAUGUGCAAUGGAUGGUGACCUUGUUACACGUGAAAUAUAGCUUCUGGAUGCUAUCUUAUAAAUGAUUCAGAAUAUGUAUUGGAUAUUCAUUACAGUAGCUGAACCUGUGGUUUUCAUGCUGACUUCCUAAGACUUUGCUCAAGUCUUAUUGGGUAAAUAAAGGAACUCAUAAAUAAUGUCACUUUGGUUACCUAUAUUAUAUAAAAUUUGAAUUUAAAGACAACAGGAAUAUAAAUUACUUACAUAUACUAAA